AUGGCAGGCGCGAACUUCACCCUAGUGACAGAGUUCCUGCUGAUUGCCUUCACUGAGUUUCCCAAUUGGGGGCUCCCUCUCUUCCUCUUGUUUUUGUCUCUCUACCUCCUCACUGUAACAGGGAACUUGGGGAUGAUCAUUCUGAUCCGCGUGGAUCGCCGGCUCCACACCCCGAUGUACUUCCUUCUGAGUCACCUGUCUCUGGCAGACAUCUGCUACUCCUCUGUCACUGUCCCUCAGAUGAUGGCUGUGUUGUUGCAGCAUGGGGCGGCUUUGUCCUACUCUCGCUGUGUAGCUCAGUUCUUCUCCUUCACCUUCUUUGGUUCCAUCGACUGCUACCUCUUAGCCCUCAUGGCCUAUGACCGCUAUGUGGCCGUGUGCCGGCCCUUGCUGUAUGUCACCAUCAUGACACAGAAGGUCCGUCUAGGUUUUGUGGCUGGAGCUUACGUGGCUGGUCUCUUCAGUGCGCUGGUGCGGACGGUCUCUGCCUUCACUCUCUCCUUUUGUGGAAACAACGAGAUUGACUUCAUUUUCUGUGACCUUCCUCCACUCUUAAAGCUGAGCUGUGGGGACAGCUACACCCAGGAGCUGGUCAUUGUUGUGUUUGCCAUUUUCGUCAUCCCCGUGAGCAUGGUGGUGAUCCUGGUGUCCUACCUGUUCAUCAUCGUGGCCAUCAUGAGGAUCCACUCUGCGGGAGGCCGGGCCAAGACCUUCUCCACCUGUGUCUCCCACCUCACUGCAGUGUCACUCUUUUUUGGCACCAGCAUCUUCAUGUACCUGGGAGGCAACUCUAACCGGUCCUCAGAAAGGGAUCGGGUUGUGUCUGUGUUCUACACCACAGUGAUCCCCAUGUUAAACCCCUUCAUCUACAGCCUGAGGAACAAGGAGGUGAAAGAGGCUGCAAGGAAAAUUGUCAGCAGUGCCAAGCUGCCCUAG
Cavia porcellus (domestic guinea pig) is the source of this 936-nucleotide messenger RNA. Its product is annotated as olfactory receptor 9Q1-like. Gene Ontology annotation, cellular component: membrane. The record is from RefSeq and is a predicted model, not a curated record. Gene Ontology annotation, biological process: sensory perception of smell; G protein-coupled receptor signaling pathway. Lineage: Eukaryota; Metazoa; Chordata; Mammalia; Rodentia; Caviidae. Gene Ontology annotation, molecular function: G protein-coupled receptor activity; odorant binding; olfactory receptor activity. The coding region runs from base 1 to 936 and encodes 311 amino acids. The transcript has a single exon.